Molecule: messenger RNA, 8784 nt
Organism: Acanthochromis polyacanthus (spiny chromis)
Lineage: Eukaryota; Metazoa; Chordata; Actinopteri; Pomacentridae
Product: protocadherin-16-like
Biological process (GO): homophilic cell-cell adhesion
Cellular component (GO): plasma membrane
Molecular function (GO): calcium ion binding
Source: RefSeq, a predicted model, not a curated record
UCACAGUCUAUUCACCCGUGGCUGGGCACACUCGAGCUACAACUAGAUGAAGAACAACCAGCAGGCACUAUUGUGGGUGACAUCAGUGCAGGACUUCCUCCUGGCAUCACAGCAUCAUUGUACUUCAUUUCAGACCACGAGGGCACAGGAGUGGGCAGUGAUUUGGACAUAGAUGGCACAGGCAUUAUUAAAACUGCCAAAGUUCUGGACAGAGAAUUAGAGACAGAUACAACUUUUAUUGCAGUCACCAUGACAGGCGUGACAGUGGAGGUGACUAUCAAGGUGAAUGAUAAUGACCAACGCCCAAGUUCCCCAGAAAACGGGCCACGUAAAUUCCUGAAACAGACUGCUAUCGGCACUCGAUUUCCUCUGAGAGCUGUUGAUAGUGAUAAAGGCCAGCUUACGACACAGGGUUACAUUAUCAAAGAUGAUGUUGGCCAGGCAUUCACCUGGAACCCCAGGAGGGGAAGCAAUGAGGUUCUAUAUCUGGACUUGGUUGCAAUGCCAUCUAGACAGAGAGAAAAGAUCCAUCUAUACUUAUCUCUGGAGGCCUUUGAUGGUUCCCCCAAAAGAACUGAUCAGAUGACAUUAGAUAUUACUGUACAAGACAUCAAUGACAACGCUCCUGUUUUCAACCAGAGCCGCUACCAUGCUAUAAUAUCUGAGAACCUCCAACCAGGAAGCAACAUCCUGCAGGUGUUUGCCACAGAUGCUGAUGAGGGAGACAAUGGGAUGGUGCUGUAUGAGAUCAAUAGGAGACAAAGUGAUCCAGAUCGCUACUUUGUCAUAGACUCUCGCACUGGCAUAAUCACCCAACAGCCGCUGGACUUUGAGAUGAGGAGAGUCCAUGAACUGGUGAUCCAGGCACAAGACAACGCAACCCAGCCAGAAGUGACCAAUGCCUUUGUCACUAUGCAUGUCAGAGUACACGACAACCAGCCCACGAUGACCAUCAUCUUCAGUGAAGAUGGAUCUCCCAGAAUCUCAGAAGGGGCGCAGCCAGGGCAAUAUGUAGCCCGGAUCUCAGUCACUGACCCAGACUAUGGAGAAUAUGCUAACGUCAAUGUGUCACUAGAGGGAGGUGAUGGAAAGUUUGCCCUGACCACCAAAGAUAGCAUAUAUCUCAUCUGUGUGGAUCAGAUUCUGGACCGGGAGGAGAGAGACACCUAUGAGCUGAGGGUGAUGGCGACGGACUCGGGCACACCUCCUCUAAGGGCCGAGUCCUCCUUUAUCAUCCAAGUGACUGACGUCAAUGACACUCCUCUGUUUGACCAGUCAGUGUACAAGCAAGUCAUCCCUGAAGUGGUCUUUCCAGGUAGCUUUGUGCUACAAGUAACAGCAAGAGAUAAAGACCAAGGGCCCAACGGAGACAUAAGCUAUAGCAUCCUACAAGACCAAAGUGUUUACUACAGCUGGUUCAGUAUAGACUCCAUUACAGGCAUUAUCACCACUCUCUAGCUGGAUUAUGAAAAGAACCCUAGUCCCAGUAUAACUGUGGUGGCCACAGAUGGAGGAAAGCCACCCCUUUCCUCCACUGCAGUGGUAAACAUCUUACUUCAGGAUAUAAAUGACAAUGAGCCAGUUUUUGAGAAAAACUUCUACAAUGUGUCCAUCAAGGAAAACACAGCUCCAGGGACCUGUAUUCUUGAGGUGACUGCGAAAGAUGCAGACGGCGGCUCCUUUGGCUCAAUUACCUACUCCCUUGGCUCUGGCAUUAACAGCGCUGUUCCCUCUCAGUUCACAAUUGGCAAGGAGACGGGCCAGAUCUGCACUAGUGCUGUACUAGACAGAGAUCAAGGGCCAGCCAGCUUCGACUUUACUGUUACUGCAGUGGAUGGGGGUGGACUGAGCUCAGUAGCCUAUGUAAAGGUAGAUCUGGCCGACAUUAAUGAUAACAGACCCGCUUUCUACCCACUCAGCUAUGCUGUUAGUUUGAGCACACAGAGUGCUCCUGGGACAUCUGUUGUCAGAGUGACUGCGUAUGACCCGGACUCAGGCGAGAAUGGCAGAAUUACAUACAAAACAGUGCCUGGAGGGGCCUCCCCAUACUUUACCCUCAACAAAGACACAGGUGUUAUCUCCUUGUCUCGGUCUGUCUAUGGGAAAGCCAACUCUGUGAUUCCCAUGGUCAUCUCUGCUCAGGAUGGUGGUGGUCUGGUUGCCCUUGUCAAUGCCAGAGUCAACAUCAGUGUGGUGGCAGGGCUGGUGGCACCGCCUGUGUUUGAACAGACUCAGUACUACUUCACUGUUUCAGAGGAUGUCCUGCGGGGAACAGUUGUAGGCACAGUCCAGGCCAGCAGUAAAACAGGCACCCCUAGAGAUAUUUCCUACACCAUCAGCUCUGGGGACCCUGCAGGCUAUUUCACAGUAGAUCCUGACACCGGGGCCUUGAGAACCAGUCUGCCCCUGGAUCAUGAAGCCCAGUCGGCUCUCGAUUUGGAGGUGCAGGCCCGCAGUGGCAAGCCCCCUGCCUUCGGCCAGACCCGUGUCCACAUUACCAUUGCAGACAUCAACGAUAACCCUCCUGUUUUUCUGCCUUCGUCGUCCGAGUCCCUGCUGCUGCCAGAGCAUACAGAAAUGGGCACAGUGAUAUAUCGCAUCCAAGCUGAGGACAGAGACUCAGGAGUUAAUGGACAACUCUCCUUUGACCUUUCUUCUCCGAGUGCCAGCCAGAGGAUUUUCAGUAUAGAGCGUAGCAGUGGAGAAAUCCGAUUAGUGGGGAGCCUCAACUUUGAAAAUGUGCCCCGUUAUGACCUCCAGGUGAUUGCCAAAGAUAGCGGAGUACCCCAGCUUAGUGCCACCUUCAUGCUUGUGGUUCAUGUCCAGGCAGAGAAUGACCAGGGACCUGUGUUUGAUACCCUCACCUAUCGAGUAGAACUAAAAGAAGGAACCCCCAUAGGCACACGCUUCCUGCAGGUCAGGGCUUUGAAUAGAGAAACCCCUGGCUCAGGUCACUUCAGUCCCCUGGCAUAUUACCUGCGUCCAGACGGAGAUGCAGCAGGGUUUGGAAUUGCUGCAGAGAGUGGCUGGCUGUUUGUGAAGAGUGCCCUGGACAGGGAAGUCAAGGACAUGUAUCUUUUAACGGUUCUGGCCAGUGCAGGUCAUGGACAGCUAAAGAAGACGGGCAGUGCCACAGUGCGGAUAUCGGUGACCGAUGAGAAUGACAACUCUCCCCGGCUCACACAGGAGAGGGUCUUCCUGGCUGUCAGAGAGAACCUGCCUCCAGGAACAGGCUUCGGUCAUGUGUUGGCCUCAGACCGAGACAGUGGCUCCAACGGACGCCUCAGCUACCGUUUCCUGCACCCAGACCGACACUUCCAGAUAAACACCCACACAGGUGAGAUCAGUACAAGGAUGACUCUGGACAGAGAGCAGCAGUCAAGUUACCAGCUGGUGGUGGUGGUACAAGAUGGAGGUUCUCCCACUCGGAGUGCCACAGGCACAGCUUUUAUCACUGUUCUGGACGAUAAUGACAAUGACCCUGUUUUUAGCCACAGUCAGUCAGGCAAGAACAUUGUCAUACAGGUGACAGAAGGUCAGUCUUCUGGUGCUGUACUGGGCACGCUGCAAGCCAAAGAUCCUGAUGAAGGGGAGAAUGGCACCGUUAUAUACUCUUUGUCAGGUCCCAGGGCUGAGCGUUUCUCUUUGAACACCAACACUGGUGAGCUGCGUUCAUCAUCCCCUCUGAGCCACUCGGAGCGGGCCGAGUACUCUCUGAUGGUGACAGCCACUGACAGAGGACUGCCCCCUCGCAGCACCUCCUGCUCCCUCACUAUUCAGGUUAUCAGCAUUAAUAGACCUAUUACUAAGGCCAAUUCACUCUCCAUAUCUUUCAACUCCAUGGAGGAGGCCAAACCUGGAUCUGUUAUUGGUUCAGUUCAGCUCCACAACAGAGGAACCUUAGAGGGUGGGGAGGUGACCUACACAGUGGUGGGAGGUGCAGAUCGAGAUGGGACCUUUGUUGUAGACCGUCUGACUGGUGACGUGUACCUGGCUCGUCCUCUUGACUAUGAACGCGACACUCGCUACAACCUGCAAAUUGAGGUGGAUGACUUCUCUCAAGCCCCUCCCAGCAGCACCCUAGUCCACCUGGACAUUGAUAUAGAAGACAGCAACGACCACACCCCUGAGUUCCCUGAGGACCCCAUCACCGUUGUCAUCUCUGAGAGCAUGGAGCCUGGCUCGUCCGUCUAUGCUUUCCAGGCCACAGAUAAGGAUGGCAGUGGGCCUAACAGCGAGCUAGUGUAUUCUAUUCUCCAUCAGUGGCCAAACACCCCUGGGCUAUUAACCCUCGAGCCCUCCACUGGGAUUCUGUCCUUGGGCCAGAAGCUGGAUUAUGAGAUCAUCACAAAUCUGAUCCUGGUUGUUAAAGCAACAGAUUCUGCCCUCGACGCCAGCCAGAGGCGCUGGAGUUCUGUCACAGCGAGAGUGUAUGUAACCGACGAAAACGACAAUCCACCGGUGUUCAUAUCGCCAACAGCUGUCAGUGUGAUGGAGGACCAGCCAGUGGGCUUUGUGGCUUUGUAUGUGAUGGCUAGAGAUGCUGAUCAAGGGGAGAAUGGAAGAGUAUCCUACAGAAUCCAGUCAGGCAACACUGCAGGAACAUUCAGCCUCAACCCAAACACUGGCUCUCUGUCUAUUUUAAAACCUCUGGACCGUGAGGAGCAGGACAUCUUCAACCUCACUAUAAUCGCUGAAGAUCAUGGGAUACCCCAGCACUCUUCUAGCCAGCUGCUGUGUGUCCACGUGAUUGAUGUUAACGAUGAGGUGCCCUGGUUUGAGGAGAGCCAGUAUGAAGCCCAGAUCUCUGAGAACCAGCCUCCAGGAACUAGUGUGUUGACGGUGUCUGCCUCUGAUCUGGACCAAGGAACCAAUGGACAGGUGACAUAUGGUGGUGUCUCACAUGAGGGUUUCAGCAUCAACCCAGUGACAGGUGUCAUCACAACCACUAAAGCUCUGGACAGGGAGCUUCAGGACUACUACACUGUGACAGUUUAUGCAAAAGAUGGAGGCCUUCCACCCAACUAUGCUAAAGCAACCGUGAGAAUCAAGGUCCUGGAUGUUAAUGACAACGCCCCUGUCUUUGGUCGUCUGUACUACAGCAUAGAGGUGCCUGAAAACCUGGAGGCAUUACCUCUGUUCACCCUGAGAGCCACUGACCCUGAUGCAGAAAACAGUGGAGUGGUAAACUACAGAAUUACAGCUGAAGAUCAGUCUGGAGACUUCCACUUGGACAGACAGUCAGGUGUACUGUCCACCUCACGGCCUCUGGAUCGGGAGAGGAAAGGUGGAUACACGCUAACAGUCAUAGCUCAAGACCAGGGCCAGCCUUCCCUCAGCAGCACUGCCACCGUUGAGGUGAUGGUUCUGGACAUCAACGACCACAGUCCACAGUUUCAGAGCAGCAGCUACACUGCAGACAUUUCGGAAGACGUUCCUAUUGGCUCACUGGUCCUGGAGGUGAAAGCCAUUGAUUUGGACUUUGGUCCCAACAGCCAGGUGCUAUAUUUUCUGAGCCGUGGCUCCCAGAGUAUGUUCAUCAUAGACCAGAACACAGGCCGCAUUAUCACAGCAGCACCCCUAGACAGAGAGAGAACUGCCUCAUACACUUUUGAGGUGUGUGCCACUGACUCCUCCCCUGCAAACCCACGUAACUCCACCGCUCAGGUGACAAUCUACAUUCAGGAUGUGAACGACAAUGCCCCCUUCUUCAUUCAGGAUCCACUUAUUGUGAACAUCUCCGCCAGCAGCAUUUCAAACCGCCGUGUGUUGGCCACCAUGAGGGCAGAGGAUAAGGACUUUGGGGCCAAUGGCUCUGUUUUUUAUCGUUUUGCAAACCCUGUGAGGGGCUUCACCAUUAACUCACUGACAGGAGACAUACAGGCUACAGAGAAGCUGCAGACUCUGACACAAAGCCAAAGGACUUUGAUAGUUCAGGCCAUGGAUCAAGGAAACCCAGCUCAAUCUUCCCUGGGGGUGGUUGUUAUUUACAUCAGGGAACAGAGCUACAGGGGGAUUCGCUUCUCCCGCACAGCUAGAGAUGUCAGUCUGCAAGAGAACGCUGCUCAAGGCACAGUGAUAACACAAACUCAGGCCCAGUACCCUGAUGGCUCUAAAACUGGCAUCACCUAUAGUAUUUUCAGUGGAAAUAGACUGGAGUCUUUUGGAAUUAACGCUAUCACUGGUGAAAUAUGGGUCCAGAAGUCUGAUGGACUUGACUAUGAGGAAACCCCAAAACUCCGCCUUGUGGUGAAAGCAGAGACGGCAUCCUCCAGCUCGUAUAUGGCUGUCAACUUGAUCCUGCAGGACGUAAAUGACAACUUGCCGCGCUUCCAACUCCAAAACUAUGUAGCCUACAUUAGGGAGGCACAAGGCUACGAUUUUCCCAUUAUCCAGGUUGCUGCAGAUGAUCUGGACCAGGGUCAAAACGGUCAGGUGACCUAUUCAAUCAGGUCAUCAUCUAUGAGUGGCUUGUUUAAGAUAGACCCACUGACGGGCAGCGUCACCACAGCAGCUAUAAUGGACAGAGAGAUCUGGACGCAAACAAAGCUCGUUGUUACGGCAACAGACCGGGGAACCCCGCGGCUUGCUGGCUCUGCCACCCUCACUGUGAUCAUCAUCGACCUCAACGACAACAGUCCCAUGAUUCCUCUGCCUAGGAAGAUCCGAGUGCCUGAGGAUACACUCAUAGGCACAGUAAUCACCCAGGUAACAGGAAAUGAUGUGGACUCAGGGCCAGCUCUCUCCUACACACUCCAUCUGGAUGUCAACAGCCAGGGCAUGUUUGGGAUUCAUCGUUAUGGGGGAGGAGUGUCUUUGACCGGCCCUCUAGACUAUGAGGAAAGGACGUGGUACACUCUGACAGUCCGCUCAUCUGACUCUAAACAUGAAAGCGAAGCCAACCUCACUGUGCUGGUGGAUGAUGUGAAUGAUAAUGCCCCCAUCUUCACUCAUGACUUGUAUCAGGUGACUGUACCAGAGCACCUCCCAGCAGGCAGCGCAGUCGUCAUAGUAACAGCCACCGACCGUGACUCUGGAGAGAAUGGAAGGAUUACUUACAGAGUAAUGUCAUCAACUAAGGGUGUCUUCUACAUUGACCCAAGCAAUGGUACUCUGUUCAUCCAACAACAAACAGAGUUUGAUUUUGAAAAUCCCUCCAUUUUGGUUGUAAUUGAGGCACGUGACCAGGGUACUCCAUCGCUUUCAUCCAUUGCAACUGUCCAAGUACAAGUGUCCGACGUCAACGACAACGCCCCGGUCUUCCACCAGUCAGAGUACAGAGCCACUGUGUCUGAAGACGGGCUGCCUGGAUCAACUGUUCUGACAUUAGAAGCUGUAGAUGGAGACCUGUUCCGGGACAACUGUGGUUUUGAUUUUGCCAUUGCCAGCGGCAAUUCAGGUAAUGCCUUCCAGAUUGAGAGCAGUGUGCGCUUCUUGGAGGGGCGGGGCUUCCAGACAGUUGGCAGCCUGAUCCUGGUGGAGAACCUGGACUUUGAAGCAGUACCAAGUUAUAACUUGACUGUUGUGGUAUCAGAUCGUGGAAUCCCUCAGCGUAGCUCCAGCGUGCCUAUCCUUAUAAGUGUUACAGAUGCCAAUGACAACCCUCCAGCUUUCAGCCGAACAGAGUACAGUGUGGUACUGAGUGAGGGUACUGCAGCAGGGACUGAGAUCUUGCAUUUAUCUGCUACAGAUUCAGACUCUGCCCCAAACGGAGAGGUGCAGUACUCUAUAAGUUCAGGGGAUGAGACAAACCUUUUCCAGGUGGACCAGUGGACUGGAGCUUUGAGGCUGCAGAGACCUCUGGACAGCAAGACACAACUGUCCCAUAUGAUUGUUGUCCAGGCUACUGACGGUCAAGGACACUAUGCUUUGGCUCCCGUCAGCAUCGAGGUGAAGGAUAUCAAUGAUAACCGGCCCUUCUUCCCCCUCAAACUCGUAACUGCAAGCAUCAGGGAAAACCAACCCCAGAAUGCCUUAGUUACCAUGCUGCAUGCAAUCGACCAUGACAGAGGUGUUUUUGGACAGCUGAGGUACUACAUGUUAGAUACAUCCAAAGAAGGAAAAGAGGGUUUCCUCAUUAAUCAAACUUCAGGCGAAAUACGGACUCGCUCCACUUUUGACUUUGAGAAGGUAAACUCCUUCCAUUUUGUGGCUGUUGCCAUGGAUGCUGGCAACUAUUCUGCUUCUGUAACAGUACAGGUUUAUGUUACAGGGGAGGAUGAAUAUGAUCCUGUUUUCACCUCCUCUGAGUUUUCAUUUGAAGUGCCUGAAGGAGCGAAGAAAGGUCACAUCAUUGGCAAAGUACAAGCUAGAGAUGAGGAUGGAGGCGUGGAUGGCAUCAUCCUCUAUUCUUUACCAGACCAUUCGCCUUAUUUUGAAGUCAAUAAUUCAACUGGAGCAAUUUCUUUAAAGAUGGACAGCUACAGUCGACAUGCGAGUCGCUCUAAAAGAGAGGUGCGGCUGGUGACAUUGGAUGUGACAGCUCACAGUCCUCUGGAGACGUCUCGCAUAGCUGUGGCUAAAGUUACCAUAGAUGUGACCCAUACGUCUUUUGGCCUCACCACAGACAUGAACAUGUUGCUCAUCAGUGUUAUUGCAGUUUCACUUGGGACCAUAGUCAUACUAAUAAUAAUCGCUGUGGCACUAUUUUUGUUAAAUUAAGACGUCACAAGAAGCAGCAAAAAGCUCAAGAACGAACACCAAUGUCAGGCACUCUGCUACACAAGUUUGAGGAAACAAAAAUAGCAGCGAAUGAAAUGAUUUACCAUCAGGCCCUUCCUGGAU